AUGAGCACCGAGCCGCUCCUGGUAUCAUCACGCGACCGCCGGACAUCAUCAGAUAUGGGCUUCCCCAACGAUGCCGAAGAUGGCAUCUUCGAAUCCAACGAACAUGAUGCACACGCUAGCGAUCUCGUCACCGCCAUCGAGUCGCGCUCCCUAUCGCGCGGCCUCGCCCAGCGGCAUCUUUCUAUGAUGGGUCUCGCAGGUGCUAUCGGCACUGGUUUGUUUCUCGGUCUCGGCGGCGCUAUCCAGACCGGUGGUCCGCUAGGAGCUUUGCUGGGUUACGCUAUCGUGGGCCUCAUUGUAUGUGCGGUCACUUUUGCCUUGGGCGAGGUGUCGGCGCUGUUACCGGUUACUGGCUCUUUUGUGCGGCACGCCGAGUUCCUUGUUGACCCGGCUUUUGGAUUUGCCAUCGGCUGGAAUUUGGUUUACGGUAUCGCAUUAUCGAUACCUUCCGAGAUCACCGCUAUAUGCGUGCUAUUCACUUUCUGGGGCGAGGACAUCAAUCCGACUGUUUACAUAAUGGUCUUCAUCGUCCUGACGUUCCUUGUGGGUAUCGCCUUCAUCCGCAUACUCGGCGAGGUCGAAUUCGUCUUUUCGCUGCUCAAAGUCUUACUCGUAGUCUUCCUUAUCAUACUCGGAACUAUCAUCGCGGCGGGUGGUAUUCCCGGCACACCGGCUAUUGGAUUCCGGUAUUGGCACAAUCCUGGCCCUUUCGUAGAGUACGUAGUUCCCGGCAACUUGGGCCGGUUUCUUGGGUUCUGGGGCGUUCUUACCAGCGCCGUAUUCUCCUUUGCUGGCAUCGAGUCGCUUGCUAUGGCCGGUGCCGAGACCCAAAACCCGCGCCGGGCGAUCCCCCGAGCUUGCAAGCGGAUUUUUAUUCGGGUCCUUCUCUUUUACAUGCUGGCUAUUUUCAUCGUCGGGCUGCUCGUAGCCAGCGACGACCCCGCGCUCGAUGAUCAGUCGGGCACAGCAGCGCAAAGCCCCUUCGUCCUCGCUGCCUCGACCGCUGGAAUUGGAGCUAUCCCGAGCGUCGUCAACGCUGUUGUUAUUACCUCAGCAUGGUCGGCUUCCAACCAGGCACUGCUUGCUGGCACUCGUGUGCUGUUCGGCUUGGCACUCAAGGGGCAGGCACCGCGCUUAUUUCUCCGUACCACAUCCUGGGGUACACCAUAUGUCUGUGUGCUAUUUUAUACCGUAUUCAUGUUCUUGAGUUUUAUGAGCCUCAGUUCUGGUGCGUUGACUGUAUUUUGGUGGCUGGUAGACCUGACAGCUGCUGGUGUCUUGGUCUCAUGGUCCGCCAUCUUGAUCAACCAUAUUCGACUCAAGAUGGCCAUGUCGCGGCAGGGCAUCCCGGACUCCCGGCUACCAUGGCAUAAUUGGUGGACGAUCUACAGCUCCAGCUUCUCGCUUUUCAUGUGCUUACUGAUAUUAUUGACGAGUGGUUUCAAGGUCUUUACCAAGGGGAACUGGGACGCUAGUAGCUUCGUCUCGUCUUACUUAGACAUCCCAUUGGUACUGGCCGCAUACUCUAUCUGGAAGGUUCUCAAGCGGACAAAGAUCCAAUCGCUUAAGAGUAUACCGCUCGAUGAUGCCUUCCAGCAAGUCGAUGACUAUCCUGACGAGCCCGAAGGGAAGAGCGAAGGGUGGUUACGGGUGAUUAGUUGGAUGUGGGAUUGAUGAGGGUAAUAUCGUAU
Molecule: messenger RNA, 1691 nt
Organism: Hypoxylon fragiforme
Lineage: Eukaryota; Fungi; Ascomycota; Sordariomycetes; Xylariales; Hypoxylaceae
Product: proline-specific permease
Exons: 3
Coding region: 1-1674 (557 amino acids)
Biological process (GO): amino acid transmembrane transport
Cellular component (GO): membrane
Molecular function (GO): amino acid transmembrane transporter activity
Source: RefSeq, a predicted model, not a curated record